Messenger RNA from Fusarium poae, 1083 nucleotides. RefSeq lists its product as uncharacterized. The record is from RefSeq and is a predicted model, not a curated record. The transcript has a single exon. NCBI's taxonomy places the organism in Eukaryota, Fungi, Ascomycota, Sordariomycetes, Hypocreales, Nectriaceae. Bases 1 to 1083 code for a protein of 360 amino acids.
AUGUCAACUGCAACCAUUAAUGAAGUACGAAAAAGGGCCCCUGUGCCCCGUCAUGAAAUCUUAGCCGCGGUACGCGGCGACAUGGAACGUACUCAUCGAGAGUCGAUCUGGAUCAACUCAGCGUGGCACCAAUUCUGCCCUUGCCCUUUCGCCGCCGGCUCAUGCUCUGGGCGCUGCCACGAUGAUGUUGCAGAUAUGUCACCACGCCACGCCGAGGAUUGUUGCAAUAAGACUGUACCUAUAUACGUCAUACCUAGUUCCGGUGCUGCUAGACAUCUUAUUGCCUGGUGCUUAAACAACUGGCUUUAUCGGAGAUGGUACAAGCCUUACCGGAACGAAAUCGAGCAUUGUCGAUUUAUUGCUAAACAGUUCUAUACUUGUCCAGCUCUCGACCAGCCGCUGGUACCACUGGUUAAUAGCCUCCAUGAGAGAAUUUGCAACCAGGUGAAGGCGUACCAGAAAGACAUUGUGACUCGCCCUGUCACCCCUGAAGUCCCAGGAGAGCCAUGCUUUCGAGACCAGCGAUUCCUUAUCCUUCAGCCUCUCUUUGAGGCUAUCACUAUCAUUAUCCUAGCCGAUGACUUCAACAUCUUUAUUCCAAACUUGGACAAUUUGCCAUGUCUCAUUACUUUGACAGGCCAGAACGACAACCUGAGUGCGCCGAUAAGUUUCAGCACCAUCAAACACGAGAUCACCAACUACGUUUCAGAGACAGCGGUAAAUGUUCCACUGCACGUUGCAUAUGACUUUAUAAUGUCCCUGGAACAGAGGGAGAUGAAUGCCUUUGGUCUCCAGCCGGACCCUAUAGAGUCGGCAAUCCAAUGUCAUGACAAAGAGACUCUAGGGUAUGAUCGGCAACAUCUCAAUUCCGUGGUCCGAGAUCUCGGUGGUGGUGAUGACCCUGUCACUGGCCCCAGUUCGACCUGGGUGAAUACAACUGUGUAUACUGGUCUCUGUGAUGCUAUGGUUCUUCUGGAGAAGGGUUGUAGCACGAUGGAAAGGUUAACGCGAAGAAUGGAGGUUAAUAUGUUUUUUCGCGCCAAUACUUCUCAACCUCUGCCGAGUCGCCGUUACAGCAUUUGA